CCUGCAAUCAUUCUAUCUGUUACUAUAUAUUUGCUCGAAAUGCGCCCAUUCAGCCGAGACGAAUUUGCCAUCGCGAUUAUCUGCGCACUGACCCUCGAGGCGGAGGCUGUCGAAGAACUUUUCGAUGAAACCUAUGACAGAUUUGGGGCACUCUACAAAAAGCAACCAGGAGACGACAAUGCAUACAUCAACGGGAGGGUCGGGGAUCAUAACGUGGUCCUAUGCUACAUGCCAGGCAUGGGGAAAGGAAAUGCUGCCAGUGUGGCAUCAAGUAUGAAAAUCAGCUACAAAAGGAUCCAAGUAGCACUGGUUGUUGGUAUUUGUGGAGGUGCCCCAUUUCCGUUGUCCGGUAGAGAGAUAUUCCUAGGGGAUGUCAUCAUAAGCGAUGCAGUGAUUGAAUAUGACUUCGGCAGGCAGUACGCGGGAGGGUUUGAACGCAAGACAGGUGUGAAGGACACCCUCGGAAGGCCAAACCGAGAGAUUCGAUCAAAACUAGCAGGCCUCAAGGCGAAAAGAUCCCUCAUAGAUCUUCAAGCUAAGAUGCUUCGGCAUAUGCAAGCGAUCCAGAAAUCACAACCCGAUUGGCAUCACCCAAGUUCUGCCGAUGAUGUCUUAUUUGAAGCAUCGUAUCAACACAAGCACCACGAUAUCACUGCAUCUCCUAAAUGUUGCUGUUUUGCUGCCACGCCUGAUGACAUCUGCAAAGAAGCUCUAGACACAAGCUGUACCCAUUUAGGCUGUGACAAGGACCAUAUACGUCGACGCCGACAUGGCACAGAAAACUACAACCCAGUCAUUCAUAUUGGCACAGUCGCAUCCGCCGAUACCGUGAUGAAAUCCGGUGAGCACCGUGAUCGCUUGAUCAAGUCAGAACACGUUAUUGGAUUUGAGAUGGAGGGUGCAGGAAUUUGGGACAACAUUUCAUGUAUCAUCAUCAAAGGGGUAUGUGACUAUGCAGACAGCCAUAAGAAUAAAGAAUGGCAGGCCUAUGCCGCUGCAACUGGAGCUGCAACUGCAAAAGCUUUCUUGGAAUAUUGGGAGCCCAUGGUUGUCGAGGACAAAUCCAAUCAAUUUCAUAUCCCACUAGACCUCGCGGCAGUUCCAGCAAUUGAGGAUUUUGUUGGAAGGGAAGAUGAUCUAAAGUGUUUGUGGGAUAAUUUACAACCAGCAAGAUCACGGACACGAAAGGUUGCCGUUCUCCAUGGUCUUGGCGGAAUAGGGAAAACUCAGCUAGCAAUCCGCUUUGCACGAAUGCAUCAAGAUGAUUUUACAGCAAUCUUUUGGCUCAGCGGCAGGUAUCGAUCUGAAUUGGUGUCAGGUUUGAGUUCUUGCUUGCCUCGGAUACAGAAUCAGCAUGUGGACGAUGAGGCAAUCAGCGAAGUGGAGGCGGAACAAAGAGCACAACAAGUACUCCGGUGGCUAGCAAUGCCAGGCAACACAAGAUGGUUGAUCGUCUUUGACAAUAUUGACCAAUAUUCUUCACUUCCAAACGACAAUGAUCAAGGAUAUGACAUCUGUGAAUUCUUUCCCAAAGUCGAUCAUGGGUCAAUAAUAAUCACUUCCCGGCUUCAGAGAUUCAUUGAAGUAGGAAAGUCAUUUCCCGUUCAAAAACUUACACAAAGUGAUGCUAUGCAUCUUUUGCGGCAAAGCAGCGGCAUUUUAGCCCAAGAUAACGCGCCGGUGGACACUGAACAAGAUGUAACUGCGCUUACGAACCAUCUGGAUGGGCUCUCGCUGGCAAUCGUGCUUGCUGGGGCCUUCAUGCGUCAAACUGGGACCAGUAUCAAGGAAUAUUUACAAUUCUACAAGGAGGACUGGUCAAAUUUACAGUCUGAAUCUGAACCCACGCGUCACUACCGGCAGGGAAAUAUACUACAGACAUGGAUGAUCACAUACCAUGAGAUGAAAAAGCGGUGGCCAAAUUCAGCGAAAUUGCUCAUGCUACUUGCCCAAUUUGACAAUCAAGACAUCUGGUAUGAAUUGAUCCGAAAUGGGUGUCAUAAAUCAGAUGCCCCACUGUGGCUUGAAGAGAUUGCAUCAAAUCCAUCCAGCUUCAGAGGUAGUGUGAAAAUACUUCUUGAGUUCUCCCUUCUUGAAAGCAAGCGACAAGGAAGCUACACAAUGCAUCCAGUGGUACAGGACUGGUGCGUUCACGUCUCGGGCACAGACGAGGACAUGAUUUCACUUCAGCUGAGUGAAAUCGCACUAAUAUCUGUCGGAUACACUGUCCCGACGGCAGAAGAGAGAGACUACGAUCAGCUUCAACGACGGCUUCUGCCGCAAUGCAAUUAUGUUGCUCAUAGGCAAUAUAUAAAUAAGAGCAUUUGGCUAUGGGGUGGAUUCCAUGGCCUUGGUCUGCUCUACCGUAAUUUGGGGAAGCUGAAGGAGGCAGAGAAGAUGUACCAGCGAGCGCUGGCAGGCCGUGAGGAGGCACUUGGCCCAGAUCAUACAUCUACUCUCAACACAGUACAUAGCCUUGGUGUGCUCUACUCUGAUCAGGGGAAGCUGAAGGAGGCAGAAGAGAUGUACCAGCGAGCACUGGUAGGCUAUGAAGUGGCACUUGGCCCAGACCAUCAAUCUACUCUCAGCACAGUACAUAACCUUGGUCUGCUCUACUCUAAUCAGGGGAAGCUGAAGGAGGCAGAGGAGAUGUGCCAGCGAGCACUGGUAGGCUAUGAAGACGCACUUGGCCCAGACCAUCCAUCUACUCUCAACACAGUACAGAACCUUGGUCUGCUCUACUCUGAUCAGGGGAAGUUGAAGGAGGCAGAGGAGAUGUACCAGCGAGCAUUGGCAGGCUAUGAAGAGGCACUUGGCCCAGACCAUCCAUCUACUCUCAGCACAGUACAUAACCUUGGUGUGCUCUACUAUAAACAGGGGAAGCCGAAGGAGGCAGAGGAGAUGUACCAGCGAGCACUGGCAGGCUAUGAAGAGGCACUUGGCCCAGACCAUCCAUCUACUCUCAGCACAGUACAUAACCUUGGUCUGCUCUACUAUAAACAGGGGAAGCCGAAGGUGGCAGAGGAGAUGUGCCAGCGAGCACUGACAGGCCGUGAAAAGGCACUUGGCCCAGACCAUCCAUCUACUCUCGGCACAGUACAUAACCUUGGUGUGCUCUACUCUGAUCAGGGGAAGCUGAAGGAGGCAGAGGAGAUGUACCAGCGAGCACUGGCAGGCUAUGAAGAGGCACUUGGCCCAGACCAUCCAUCUACUCUCAACACAGUAUAUAACCUUGGUGUGCUCUACUCUGAUCAGGGGAAGCUGAAGGAGGCAGAGGAGAUGUACCAGCGAGCACUGGCAGGCUAUGAAGAGGCACUUGGCCCAGACCAUCCAUCUACUCUCAACACAGUACAUAACCUUGGUGUGCUCUACUCUGAUCAGGGGAAGCUGAAGGAGGCAGAGGAGAUGUACCAGCGAGCACUGGCAGGCUAUGAAGAGGCACUUGGCCCAGACCAUCCAUCCACUCUCAACACAGUACAUAACCUUGGUGUACUCUACUCUGAUCAGGGGAAGUUGAAGGAGGCAGAGAGGAUGUACCAACGAACAGCAGGGAAGGGGAAA
Messenger RNA from Penicillium crustosum, 3561 nucleotides. Its product is annotated as Pfs, NB-ARC and TPR domain protein. Gene Ontology annotation, molecular function: catalytic activity; ADP binding; protein binding. The annotation marks the transcript as partial. NCBI's taxonomy places the organism in Eukaryota, Fungi, Ascomycota, Eurotiomycetes, Eurotiales, Aspergillaceae. Gene Ontology annotation, biological process: nucleoside metabolic process. The record is from RefSeq and is a predicted model, not a curated record. The transcript has 3 exons. Gene Ontology annotation, cellular component: kinesin complex.